UGCCACCGUGGUGUGCCCAUGGAGGAUUUUUGAGCUGCUGCCAGUUCUAAUUAUCUUCAUGUUCUGUGAAUUUAAAGUUGUGGCAGCAGUGCCUGAAGAUAUGACAACAAGCUUUGAUCCUAGUGAGCCAUCAUUAGAAUCGCUGAUAUGUGUGGUUGCCAUUGUACUGCUUACCAUUUUCUUAUUUCUUUGGAGAGGAUACCGAUCAAUUCAAAGCCGACUUUAUUUGAGUAAAGAGAAUAGACUGGCUGUGGAACUUGCAAUGGAAAUCAAAAAGAAAUGUGAUCUAAUUGACAAAGUGUGCCUUGCUCAAGAGGAGUAUGAAGGCUUAGAGUCAUCCUUAAAGGAGGACAACUUUGACAAGGCAUCAACAGAAGUACAGAGUUUGAAGUAUAAAAAUCUAGAAAGAGAUAAAUCUAAACUUGAAGAAGAAAUAUUACUUAUAGAGAAGAAACUAGAAGAAGAGAGAGCUAAACAUUAUGAAGAAGAGGAAUUGAUGAGUGACCUUUCAAAAAUGAUGCAGUCUCUAGCAGAUGAAUCACAGUCUGUCAAAUCACAGCUAGCUGAAGCCAAAACCACACUAAGAAUAUUUGAAAUAAAUAAAGAACGACUUAAAGGAGUAAUAACAGAUACCUUGAAUGAAAAUUAUCAACUUCAGGAAAGCAGAAGACAGUAUUUAGAAGAAGCUAAAAUCAUGAAAGAACAAAUGAAUCAACUCAAUAAACAGAAAAUAGCAAUCGAAGUAUCCAACGUACAGGCAGAGCAACUCCUAAAAGUUAAGGAAAAUCAGAUCAAGUCUCUGAUGGAGAGCCUGCUAAGGAUGAAAGACUGGAAUUCUGUGCUUGGGGAAGAUGUAACUGAUGAUGGUAAUCUGGAUGUAGAAGUGAACAAUGACUUAGAGAAUAACUGCACUGUCUAUUUUCCUGAGUGUAAUCAGCCUAAGGGAGCUUUGAGGAAGCUAAUAUAUGCUACUGAGUUAAGUGCUUCGUUAAAAUCCCUAGAAGGAGACAGAAACCAAAUUUAUACUCAGUUAUCUGAAAUAGAUGCAACAAAUGAUGAUCUUACAGAGCAUAUGCAAAGUCUCAAGUCUGAACAAGUGUCUCUGCAGUCAGGUAAUACACUACUUGAAAUCGAGAAACAGAAGCUUCAAAGGAAAAUCACAGUGAUGAGGGAGCUGUACCAAGACAAUGAAAGGAUGCUUCACAGAUGAGAGGUGAAAAUAACAGUGGAGGAAAAAUGUAGAUUGGAGAAAGAGGAAGAACUUUUCAAAGUGAACAAGAGAACCAGCCAUGUGAACAAGGAACUAGAGACCUAUAGACGGCGUGCCAAGGAUAUCGAAGAAGAAUUGGAGAGAACAAUUUGCUCCUAUCAAGGGCAGGUUAUUGCUCAUGAACAAAGGGCACAUGACUAUUGGCUGGAAGCUCAUGCUUUGGAAAUAAACAUCAAUGAAUUAAAGAGAAAAAAUACAGAUCAUGGACGCCCUGCCAUUCCAAAGAAUCCAAGAGGCCAGAAUCCACCACCACCUCCUCCAGAUGCUCGACAGUAUGUCCCAUCAAAGGGAUUUGCAGGCCCAAGGUUUCCUCCAAAGUCAGAUGGGCCAGUACCUUCCACUUUGGAAUCCGGAAAGCGUGCCACCAAACAUGAUACUAGGAAGGAAACGUUGCCCACCACUAGACCUCCUGCAAACAAUGCAGCUGGUCAUGGGUUGACUCCUCUACCUGUUCCCGGGCUUAGAGUCCCUAGAGGCUCUAGAGGUCCCAGAGGCCCUGCCUCUCAAUAUGAUCGAAGAGGCUGGAUCCCACCACCUCCUCCUCCAGGAAACAUCUGUAGAGGUCCUGGACAGUAUGUCCCACAAAAGAAAUUUGCAGGCCCACCGUUUCCUCCAAUGUCAGAUGCACCAGUAACUUCCACAUUGGAAUCUGGUAGGAGUGCCACCAAACGUGACCCUGUGAAGGCACCUUUGCCCAACUCUAGCCCUCCUGAAUGCAAUGCGGUUGGUCAUGACGUGAUUCCUCCACUGGAUCCUUUGGUCAGAAGCCCUAGAGGCCCUGCCUUUCCAGGGAAUCCAAGAGGUCCAAUCCUGCCUCCACCUCCUCCUGGAAACAUCUGUGGAGAUUCCGGACAGUAUGUCACACCCAGGGACUUUGCAGGCCCACCUUUCUCUCCAGUGCCAGAUGGGCCAGCAUCCUCCACGUUGGAAUACAAGAAGAAUGCCACCACAACAGACCCUGGGAAGGCAGGUGUGCCCAACUAUGUCCAUGCUGAAUGCCAACCAGCUGGCCAUGGCUUGAUUCCUCCACUUGUUCCCAAGGUUAGAGGCCCUGGAGGCCCUGCCUUACCAGGUGAUCCUAGGGGACAGAUCCCACCAACUCCUCCACCAAGAAACACCUGUGCAGAUCCUCAACAGUAUGCCCCAAUAAGGGAUUUUGAAGGCCUGCAGUUUCCUCCAAUGCCAU
This is a messenger RNA of Phodopus roborovskii (desert hamster), 2456 nucleotides long. RefSeq names its product melanoma inhibitory activity protein 2-like. The transcript has 26 exons. Gene Ontology annotation, biological process: endoplasmic reticulum to Golgi vesicle-mediated transport; vesicle cargo loading; protein secretion. Gene Ontology annotation, cellular component: endoplasmic reticulum exit site; endoplasmic reticulum membrane. The annotation marks the transcript as partial. The record is from RefSeq and is a predicted model, not a curated record. NCBI's taxonomy places the organism in Eukaryota, Metazoa, Chordata, Mammalia, Rodentia, Cricetidae.